AUGACGUCAUUUCUUUCGUUUAUCAGCGCGAGGUCCGAGGAUCCGUCAUGGAAGUGGUCCUGCGAGGAGGGAGCGUGCAAGAAGAUGAAACACGAACCGGGUAGUUCAGGACAGGCUUUGUCGCUCGAGGCGUGCAAGAUGUUCUGCAAUGAAUACGGUCUCCUGUGGCCAAGACCGACAGGUUACACCGAUUUAGGUCGAUUCCUGUCCAAGAUAAAUAUAAAUAAUAUAGAAUUACAAAUCGAGAAACGUGGAAGAUCUGAUAAUCUGAUGAACGCUGCUGGUCAGCGUUUCAAGAAGUUAGUGUCACUCGCGGUACCAUCGGGAAUAACACCUAAAGCGACAGGGAAAUCCGUGUAUGUGUAUCUAGUUAACGAAAACCCUGAUAUUACAGAUUUCUCGAUAGAUUUCGACGAGAGCUAUACUUUGAGAGUUUCGCCGGAGUCAAAUGAUCGUAUUAACGCAACUAUCGUUGGUAAUAACUUCUUCGGCAUCAGACACGGUCUAGAGACACUGUCGCAGCUCAUCGUCCACGAUGAGAUCAAAAAUCAUUUGUUGAUGGUUCGUGACGUCACUAUCGAUGAUAAACCAGUGUACCCUUACAGAGGAGUGUUAUUGGACACCGCGAGGAACUAUUUCUCUAUCGAUUCCAUCAAAGAGACUAUCGAGGCCAUGUCCAGUGUGAAACUGAACACUUUCCACUGGCACAUCACAGACAGCCAGAGUUUCCCCUUCGUAUCCAAGAGACGACCUGAACUCACUAAAUAUGGCGCGUACAGUCCCAGUAAAAUCUACACUGAGGAGAUGAUCCGUGACGUGGUUGAGUUCGCUCGUGUCCGCGGAGUUCGUGUGUUACCUGAGUUUGAUGCUCCAGCACACGUCGGUGAAGGCUGGCAGGAAACAGACCUUACUGUCUGCUUCAAGGCUGAACCUUGGUCGUCUUACUGUGUGGAGCCUCCUUGCGGUCAGUUAAACCCUACCAAGGAAGAGUUGUACGAUGUGUUACAAGACAUUUACACUGAUAUGGCCGAGGUAUUUCCAUCGGACUUAUUCCACAUGGGUGGAGACGAAGUAUCUGAGCGUUGUUGGAACUCAUCGCGCCAGGUUCAAGAGUUCAUGGAAGAAAACCGCUGGGGACUGGAGAAAGCCAGCUACUUACAGCUGUGGAACUAUUUCCAGAAUAAAGCCCAAGACAGGGUCUAUAAGGCAUUUGGUAAAAGGAUUCCAUUGAUUCUGUGGACCAGUACACUCACUGAUUACAGGCACGUCGACAAGUUCUUAAACAAAGACGAUUAUAUUAUUCAAGUAUGGACUACUGGGGAAGAUCCUCAAAUAUCUGGUCUCCUGCAGAAGGGCUAUCGUCUGAUCAUGUCCAACUACGACGCUCUCUAUUUCGACUGCGGGUUCGGUGCUUGGGUUGGAACUGGCAACAACUGGUGCUCUCCGUACAUCGGAUGGCAGAAAGUAUAUGAAAAUAGUCCGAAGCUGAUGGCGCAAAACCACCAAGAUCAAAUACUAGGUGGUGAAGCAGCUUUAUGGUCGGAACAGUCUGACUCAGCGACCUUAGACAGUCGUUUAUGGCCGCGAGCAGCUGCCCUCGCUGAGAGACUGUGGGCAGAGCCUGCCACAACCUGGAGGGAGGCAGAAAGACGGAUGUUGAACGUACGUGAACGUCUCGUCCGUAAAGGUAUCAAGGCAGAGUCUCUGGAGCCGGAGUGGUGUUACCAGAACGACGGCUACUGCUACGCCUGA
Molecule: messenger RNA, 1752 nt
Organism: Danaus chrysippus (African queen)
Lineage: Eukaryota; Metazoa; Arthropoda; Insecta; Lepidoptera; Nymphalidae
Source: the annotation of a GenBank genome assembly